CGUUGCAUUUGGCCCAGGCCCCGUCCAUGGCCGCCCUUGGGACCCUACGCUGAGCCCCGGAGGCCCUGGCAUCCGGGGCUGCGCCGCUCCCAAAGGUCAAAGGUGUGUCAAGAUUCCAAGGACGACCGUGGGGGCGCGGGCCACGCGGACAUGAGGCGGAGGCUGCGCCUACGCAGAGAAGCGUCGCUCACGCUGCUUCUCGGCGCCGCCCUCGGCCUCCUCCUCUACGCGCAGCGCGAUGGCGCGGCCCCGACGACAAGCGCGCCGCGAGCUCAAGAGGGGGCGGCGCUGCAGCCCACCGCGGGGCUCCGUGUAUUCCCGGCACCCGACGCGGGUGCAGCCCCGCCGGCCUACGAAGAGGACACGCCGCAGCCGCCCACGCCCACGGGACCCUUUGACUUUGGUCGCUAUCUGCGCGCCAAGGACCAGCGGCGCUUCCCUCUGCUCAUUAACCAGCCGCAGAAGUGCCGAGGAAAUGACGCAUCUGCCGGCGGACCUGACCUGCUCAUCGCCGUUAAGUCGGUGGCGGCGGACUUCGAGCGGCGCCAAGCCGUGCGCCAGACGUGGGGUGCUGAGGGUCGCGUGCAGGGGGCGCUUGUGCGCCGGGUGUUCCUGCUGGGCGUGCCCAGGGGCGCAGGCACGGACGGGGCAGACGCGGAAGGGGCGGGCACGCAAACGCACUGGAGCGCUCUGCUGCGUGCUGAGAGUCGAGCGUACGCAGACAUCCUACUCUGGGCCUUCGACGACACUUUUUUCAACUUGACGCUCAAGGAGAUCCACUUCCUGGCCUGGGCCUCCGCCUAUUGCCCCGACGUGCGCUUCGUUUUUAAAGGCGACGCCGACGUGUUCGUGCAUGUGGGAAACCUGCUGGAGUUCUUGGCGCCGCGGGACCCGGCGCAGGACCUGCUUGCGGGUGACGUGAUUGUGCAGGCGCGGCCAAUCCGGGUGCGGGCUAGCAAGUACUACAUUCCCGAGGCUGUGUACGGCUUGCCCGCCUACCCGGCCUAUGCAGGCGGCGGUGGCUUCGUGCUCUCAGGGGCCACACUGCGCCGCCUGGCUGGCGCCUGCGCGCAGGUUGAGCUCUUCCCCAUCGACGACGUCUUUCUGGGCAUGUGUCUACAGCGCCUGCGUCUCACACCUGAGCCGCACCCUGCUUUCCGCACCUUUGGUAUCCCUCGGCCUUCAGCCGCGCCGCACUUACGCACCUUUGACCCCUGCUUUUACCGCGAGCUUCUUGUAGUGCACGGGCUCUCCGCUGCUGACAUCUGGCUUAUGUGGCACCUGCUGCACGGGCCGCGUGGGCCAGCCUGUGCGCAUCCAUGGCCUGUCGCUACUGGCCCUUUCCAGUGGGGCCCCUAGCCACUUACCACAGCACCCAGCUCCCCUCAUUCAGACCCAGGAUGUAGUGGGAGGUGGUUUUAAUGGUAGGUUUCCCAGGGCGGAUUACUGCGGUGUGUAUGGUUCUUCCGCAGAAAAGGGCGUGAGUUCAGGAUCCAGCCCCAUUGUCACCAGGAGUCUGCCUCCUCAGGGUCUCAGGGAUUGAAGAUUGAGCUUGGCUCCUGCUGACCUACCCUAAUGGGAGGUGAUCUGGAACCAAUCAAAUGGUGGCUCUUGAGAUGGGCAGGGAUGAGGUGGUGCACCAUCAGGCUCUUUGCCAAGCGGGUAAACAAGUUUGGUGCUCCUAGUAGGGAUGUGUGUGUGGUGGGAGUGGCAGAGGCUCAUGGAAUCUGACCAUACUCCUUGGCUUGGAAUUCUUAGGGCAGACAAAUGCAGGUCUUUCUCAAGGAUGGCCCCACAGGGAGGGGCAGGGGUAGGGACCUGACCUCAGUCCUCAUGGGACUGGCAGGCAUUCUCCCACAACUCAAUCUGAAAGUAGGUGUUUUGCUUCCUACCUGUCCCUUCAAAGUGGAUUCUUAACCCUGUCCAGGUCUUUAGUUUUCCUACUGUCUGCUUUCCUGGGGCCAACUCCUGAGCCCUGGACUGGAUGGAGCACCAGGGAUGGAGACACACAGGGACUGAGGGCAUUGUCCUACCUAAAGUCUUUCACCACCUCCAGCUACCCACUGAAAAAGAACCUACAACCACAAAACAGAGUCUCCUACUGGAGGCCAUGCUGCCCCCUUCAGAGAAGCCAAGGAACCUCUUUUCCUAAGAUGACUUCACUAUAAAUUUCCCCAUAUUCUUCAACCACCCCCUUUUUCAUCCCUCCCCAAAAAACAAUGCCUCCAUGCUUAUUUUAGUACAAACACCCCAGCAACAGCAUAUUGCUGAGGGCAUAGGUCUUUAUUGGAGGAGGGGUGUGGGCAGGGCAUGAGGAAGGUUCCCCCAUUCUACGAGGAUGGGAACAGUCCUGGCUGCCACACAGUGGGAUGUGCAGGGUGUCUCUGGCCAGGCCACAGUCCACAUGGGAAGACACUAAUCAGUCACAAAGUCAUGGGAAUGCCACACAAGCCUGGCUAUAUGCCCAGGAACCACAAAGGAGCCCGGGACACUCAUUGUUAAACUAUACAGGAUGAGGCUGUACAUGAGUUAAUUACAAAAGUCAUAUUUACAAAAAUCUGUACACACAUUUGAAAAACUCACAAAAUUGUCAUCUAUGUAUCACAAGUUGCUAGACCAAAAUAUUAAAAAUGGGAUAAAAUUA
Vicugna pacos (alpaca) is the source of this 2644-nucleotide messenger RNA. RefSeq names its product UDP-GlcNAc:betaGal beta-1,3-N-acetylglucosaminyltransferase 9 (gene B3GNT9). Lineage: Eukaryota; Metazoa; Chordata; Mammalia; Artiodactyla; Camelidae. Gene Ontology annotation, molecular function: UDP-glycosyltransferase activity; hexosyltransferase activity. Gene Ontology annotation, biological process: protein O-linked glycosylation; poly-N-acetyllactosamine biosynthetic process. The record is from RefSeq and is a predicted model, not a curated record. Gene Ontology annotation, cellular component: Golgi membrane.